GACGCGUCUCCAUGGCGGCGGCGGGCCCCGGGUACCGGCGGGAGCGGGCGCUGGCCCUGCGGAGCAGCAGCUCGGCCCUGUACAACAACCUGGCCGUGCUGUGCCCCCCCGCGCGGCCCCCCCGGGCCUUCGGCACCGUGCACGGCACCACCCUCAGCCUGCUGGGACCAGAGGGGCCCCCGCGGCAGCUGCCGGUGCGGGGGGGCGGCUCGGCCCUCAGCACCCCUCUGCUCACACAGGCCGCCUGGUGUGAGCUGCCAGCCCGGGUGCUCCUGGUCCUCACGUCCCAGCGUGGCAUCCAGAUGUACGAGGCCGAUGGUUCCACCCUGGUGUUCUGGCACGCGCUGGACGUCCCGGAGCACCCGGCAGCACAUUCCGUGUUUGCCCGAGGCAUCUCCGUGGCCGGGGAGCACUUCAUCUGCGUGGGAACGUCCUCCGGGGCCGUGCUGGUGUUUGACAUCCCCCCCAAAGGCACCAACGUGACCCUGAGUGAGGUUCUGGAGCAGCACCGGCAUCCCAUCACCGACAUCGCGGCCGAGCAGGGCCAGGCCCCGGAGGGAGCUGGGGACCUGGUGACGGCCGAUGACUCUGGGACCCUCUGCCUGUGGGGCACCGGGGAGGAGUUCACCCUGCUCGGAAAGAUCCCGGGAUCUGGCUGCACCUGCUCCUCGGUGACACUGUGGAACGGGAUCGUGGCUGCAGGCUACGGGAACGGGCAGAUCCGGCUGUGGGAGGCAGGGUCGGGACAGCUCCGUGCCCAGGUGAGCGCCCACGCCCGCUGGAUCUACGCCCUGGACCUGGCACCGCUCACUGGAAAGCUGCUGUCGGGCGCAGAGGAUUCCUUUGUCCACGUCUGGGAGCUCAGCAGGGACCCGGACACGGAUGAUGUCGAGAUCCGGCACUGCCACGCCGAGUGCGUGACAGACACGCAGGUCUGCGGCGCCCGGUUCUGCGACCCCGCCGGGGACACCUUCGCUGUCACUGGCUACGACCUGAGCGAGAUCCUCUGCUACGGCCUGGCCUGAGACCGAAACACUGGCAG
Molecule: messenger RNA, 1042 nt
Organism: Empidonax traillii (willow flycatcher)
Lineage: Eukaryota; Metazoa; Chordata; Aves; Passeriformes; Tyrannidae
Gene: WDR54
Product: WD repeat domain 54
Exons: 10
Coding region: 12-1025 (337 amino acids)
Molecular function (GO): protein binding
Source: RefSeq, a predicted model, not a curated record